Nannospalax galili (Upper Galilee mountains blind mole rat) is the source of this 1005-nucleotide messenger RNA. Its product is annotated as olfactory receptor 1102-like. Bases 7 to 1005 code for a protein of 332 amino acids. Lineage: Eukaryota; Metazoa; Chordata; Mammalia; Rodentia; Spalacidae. Gene Ontology annotation, molecular function: odorant binding; olfactory receptor activity; G protein-coupled receptor activity. Gene Ontology annotation, biological process: sensory perception of smell; G protein-coupled receptor signaling pathway. Gene Ontology annotation, cellular component: membrane. The transcript has a single exon. The record is from RefSeq and is a predicted model, not a curated record.
CUGAAAAUGAAAACUGAAAUGGAGAGUUUGUCGUCAGAUGUGGAGGGGCACGUGAUUCUGCUGAAGAAUCUGACAGAAGUCACUGUGUUUAUCCUGAUGGGCUUCACAGACGAUUUUGAACUGCGAGUCUUCUUAUUUGUAUUGUUCCUUGCCAUCUAUCUUUUCACUCUGGUAGGAAACUUGGGACUGGUUAUGUUGGUUAUUUCUGAUUCCCGGCUCCAUAACCCCAUGUAUUAUUUCUUGAGUGUUUUGUCAUUUCUGGAUGCCUGCUAUUCUACAGUCGUUACCCCCCAAAUGUUGGUUAAUUUCCUGGCAGAAAAUAAAAACAUUUCGUAUGCUGCCUGUGCAGCACAGAUGGUUCUCUUUGUUAGUUUUGGGAGCACAGAAUCCUUCCUCUUGGCGGCAAUGGCUUAUGACCGAUAUGUAGCCAUCCACAACCCACUCCUCUACUCAGUGAGCAUGUCACCCAGAGUCUUCGUGCCUCUCAUCAUCGCUUCCUAUACUGGGGGAAUUCUGCACGCCACUAUCCACACGGUGGCCACAUUCAGCCUGUCCUUCUGUGGAUCCAAUGAAAUCAGACAUGUCUUCUGUGACAUUCCUCCUCUGCUGGCAAUUUCUUGUUCUGACACGCACACAAACCAGCUUUUACUUUUCUACUUUGUGGGCUCUAUUGAGAUAGUCACCAUCCUGAUCGUCCUGGUGUCCUAUGGCUUCAUCCUGUUGGCCAUUAUGAAAAUGCGCUCUGCUGAAGGGAGGAGGAAAGUCUUCUCUACCUGUGGCUCUCACCUCACUGGAGUGUCCAUUUAUCACGGGACGAUCCUUUUCAUGUAUGUGAGACCAAGUUCAAGCUAUGCCUUGGAGCACGACAUGGUUGUGUCCAUAUUUUACACCAUUGUGAUUCCCAUGCUGAAUCCCAUCAUCUACAGUCUGAGGAACAAAGAUGUAAAAGACGCAAUAAGAAGACUAUUGAAGAGAUGCUGCUUUCUAAAUAAAGUAUAUAUUUAG